This is a messenger RNA of Aspergillus bombycis, 447 nucleotides long. RefSeq lists its product as uncharacterized. NCBI's taxonomy places the organism in Eukaryota, Fungi, Ascomycota, Eurotiomycetes, Eurotiales, Aspergillaceae. Bases 1 to 447 code for a protein of 148 amino acids. The transcript has a single exon. The record is from RefSeq and is a predicted model, not a curated record.
AUGAAGUACAUGGUGGACUGGCAUCCUGAGCACCGAGUUCCAAUAGUGGAUGGAAAGUUCAAAAACCCGAAUACAGGUGAAAUAGAAGAAGCCGGAGAAAUUCCCUGUUACUCCGGCCCUCCCUCGGUACACACAACAUGGGUUAACCUUGAUAUUGGGUCAAGCUUUCGGAUGUGUAGCGCCAGCUUUUGCGCUACCAUCGACGAAGUGCUUCUUGCCAUUGCCGAACACGUUAAACAAAAGGCCUAUACAAUCGAAAGCAUCAACGGCAGCCCCUACUCGAUGACAGUUGUUUGCAAGACCAGCAAGUCGCAGGCUGAAAUGGGCGAGUAUUUCAAUCAGAUGCAUCGCGAUCUCGGAAGGGAUGUGUGGGUGCCGCCAGAAGAGGAGGCGAAAUUUCGCUCUUUCGUGGAGGAAGAACAAAAGAAGGACAACCCGAGGUUUUGA